Drosophila obscura is the source of this 1331-nucleotide messenger RNA. RefSeq names its product endoplasmic reticulum resident protein 44. The transcript has a single exon. Bases 20 to 1255 code for a protein of 411 amino acids. The record is from RefSeq and is a predicted model, not a curated record. Lineage: Eukaryota; Metazoa; Arthropoda; Insecta; Diptera; Drosophilidae.
CAUCGUUAGUCGAGUGCAAAUGGCUCUUAGAAAGCUCUCCUGUUGUUGGGCUCUCCUGCUGAUCUUGGGCUGCCACCAAGUGGCGCCCAUUGCUGGCAGUUCGGUGGUUGUGGGCGAUCACAACAUCGACCAAAUACUCGAGUCGAACGAACUGGUGCUGCUCAACUUCUACACGGAGUGGUGCCCCUUCAGCAUCCGACUGGCGCCCAUCUUCGAGGAGGCGGCCAGGCAGGUAUAUGCCACGUUCCCAGAGGCGGGACGGGUGACAGUGGGCAGGGUGAACUGCGAUACGGAGAAAAAUGUGGCCAACAAAUUCGACAUUAUCAAGUAUCCCACGCUGAGGGUGGUGCGCCAUGGACAGAUGGGCAGGAGCGAGUACCGUGGCCAGAGGUCGGUGCAGGCGUUCUACCAGUUCGUGGAGCAGGAGCUCGCCGAUCCCGUCCGGGAGUUCCUCACACUCGAGGAGCUGCAUUAUAUCAAGGACGACACCGGCGUUAUUGUUGGCUACUUCAUGGACAAAAAUAACGCGGACUAUGAGAACCUACGCAAGGUGGCGAGCAUUUCGAAGAGGGAAUGCCGGUUCUAUGCGGGCUUUGGCCAGGUGUCGGAGGGACUCCAUCCGGCUGGAGAGAAUACGCUCAUCUUUCGCGCCGAUGCCACAAAGUCCAGCCACAGGGAGUACUACAGCGAGUACACGGGCAGCAUAAGCAACUUUGACGAACUGCUGACCUGGACGGAUGAGAAGUGCAUCCAGCUGGUGCGGGAAAUCACCUUCGACAAUGCCGAGGAAAUCGCCGAGGAGGGUCUGCCCUUUGUCAUGCUCUUCUACAACAAGAACAACCUGCAGCCCGUGAUGGAGUUCAAGACGGUGGUCGAGACCAAAUUGUCGCAUACGUCCAUGGUCAACUAUUUGACGGCCGAUGGUGAGCUCUUCACGCAUCCGCUGCAUCAUCUGGGCAAGACCAUGGCCGAUCUGCCCGUCAUAGCCAUCGACUCGUUCCGCCACAUGUAUCUGUUUCCCCGCUACGAGGACAUCCACAAGCCGGGCGUGCUGCAGGAGUUCGUCAAUGAUCUGUUCACUGGCAAGCUGCACCAUUACUUCCACUACGGUGGCGAGCUACCCACAACGAUGUGGGAGAAUGACACAACCCAGGACGAAAUUCUUGCGGCUGUGGUGCCCGAAUCGCAGUUCAAGCAGCUGCUGCCCUCCCCGCAUCGCUACACACUGAUCAACCAAACCAAAGAUGAGUUGUAGCUCUAAAUAGAAAUGUUAAUUUCGCAACCAUUGAAUAUUAAAGGUUUCCUAGGCUAGAUUCCCAGCAGCAGCGGCA